Messenger RNA from Momordica charantia (bitter melon), 1290 nucleotides. RefSeq lists its product as uncharacterized. The record is from RefSeq and is a predicted model, not a curated record. Lineage: Eukaryota; Viridiplantae; Streptophyta; Magnoliopsida; Cucurbitales; Cucurbitaceae.
AGUAAGAACUGAGAAGUUCGAAGCAGAAAUGAGAGACUGAAUAUUUUAUGAAGAGAGCAAUUUGGACAUUUCCCACCGACAAUACCCGAGGAAUCAACACACGUGAAAAUGUUAUUAACAAAAUUUGUCUUCUCAUUUACAGGCCAUUUGGGUCAUCAGCCGAUGGUGGUUGCGCCGAUUUGUUUGUUUGGGCCACUCACCCUUUGAGUGAAGGCCAAGUCUCCACCGCCUGAAACCUCACUUAUUCUUCAAUUUUCUCUCUCUCUCGGUACGGGAGCUGCAAUGGCGACCAAGAUUCUGUGGUUUCUCUUGUUUUUCGCCCUCUUCGUCUCUGUGUUUUCUGCCACAGACUUUGCAGCAAAUGUGACUGAUAAUCCUGCUGAUAAACUAGUUGUUGUGCUUAACAAGAACAGAACUGCACACAAAUUGGCUGCUCUUAAAGACAAUCCUGGCCUGGCCUGCCUUGCUCUUCAGUAUAUCAAGGCGUACCAAGGCAAAUGCGGAGAGGUCGGAGGCCCCGAUGGAAUGAAGCCUCCGAAUUCUGCGUUUGCUGAAACAUUUGCUCCCAACUGCGGAGUUGUUGUCUCAUCUCUUUCGCCGAUCACGGGGCGGCUGCUUGGUUGCCAGUCCAAAUAUGUCCAUGCUCCCGAAGCGUUCUCGGAUGUUUUGAUGCUGAAUGACAAGAGCUUGGAGAUUCUAUACCACAAGAAUCACACGGAAGUUGGAGCUGCUGUGACUGGCACUGAUGGAGGUUCUCCUUACUUUUGGUGUGUGUUGUUCAGCAAUGGCAGCAUCUCUAACAGCUUUGCUUUCGAGGGAGGAGUUGCGAAGCUGACACGCCCUGGAUGCUACAGUGGAGCUAACGACCAAUGCAGCGGAGCCGAUAGCCAGUUCUCGACCACCAACCAUAUCUUGCUAUUAGCCUUGACAUCUUUGGUUGCCAUGGCAUAUGCGUUGGGUGUAUGAUCAUCAGCCAUCAGGUCUCAUCCAAACUCGUAAAAGUAUCAUUUUACACGAUUGGCGACCACCUGUUUUCUUUAUCGAUAGUUGGUGGUGCAUUCAUUGUUUUUGUUUUGUGGUUCCCGAUUCGUUUUCAAAGUGCCAAUUCAUGCUAUUCUGUCAUCAUCCUAGAUUGUAGAGUCUUGUGCAUUAUUGGAUCUCAUAGGAGCCAUUUUUCUCAGUGAGAGUUGUUAAGAGAAGUUCCACUAUCUUAGUCAGUGUCAUGUUUGAAUCAGAUUUUUGAGCUGAUCUAAUGAAAUAUUUGAUAUAUGAUGAUGAAUUGAAAUUCUA